AUAUCGGGUGUAUAAAAUUGCGCGGAGAUGGGCAGAGAAAGGGGCUCUUUCAAGUUCUGCGAUUUUAAGUGUUGAGAGAGAGAACGAGAAGAAGAUAGAGAGAGAGAAGGAGGUUUUUCGGUGGGAGCGCUUAUCCGUUUCUGUUGCCAAAAGGUUUUUGUGUUUUCUCUGGUUUUUAGAGAGAGAAGGAUCUUCUUGUGCUUUUGUGUGGGCUUGUAGAGAGAGAAAAACAGGGGUUUUGGUCUGAGGGCUUAUUCCUUUCUACUACGAAGAGAUUUUGGCAUUUUUUUGUGGUGGUUGUCUUUUGCCAUUGUGACUAUGGUUUCACAGUUGACAGGCGUGGCUCCUGAUGUAAGGAUGGCUUCUUGCGACCGAAUUCCUGCGACUAAGGUGGAUGUGGGGAUGCCAAAGGACAUGGCCAGGAAAAAGAAGACCAAUCGGUCGGCUAAAUUGAAGCAAUGCAAGCUUGAUGCCAGGCGUGAACAAUGGUUAUCUCAAGCGAAUAAGAACAAGGGGUUUAAAGAGGAGAGUGGGGCUUCUCCUCCAUCCACACCAUCCACUCCCCCCAUUGAGGAACAAACCAGACCCCUGCAAAAUUCAGAUACGAGAGCUACUAAAAUCUCAUUUGAGGACGAAAUCGAAGAAGGAUCCAACUUCUCUGAAUCUCCAAUCAACAGCCCCAAAGCCCCUGACACCGCCCCUAGUUCCGAAAUUGGUCCCACUGAAGAAAGGCCGGGCAGCAGUGGCAGUGGCAGUGGCAGUUUCUUUGGUAGCAUAAGUGAAGAUGAAGAUGGGAGCCUUGAUGAUUGGGAAGCUGUCGCCGAUGCCCUUCAAAUUUCGCCCAGGAUUUUUCCAGAAAUUUCAGGAAAACCAGUAGAGACCAACACCACCAAGCCCUCAUUGUAUCCUAAUGGGGGGGCACCGGUUGGAAGCUUGAAACCCGACUACAAGCCCAAACCGAGCCAUUUCGAGAAUCGAACUGCUCGGGCAUGGAGACCUGAUGAUGCCUCUCGACCCAUCUCUUUGCCCACCUUAUCAAAACAGCGAAGCUUUCCAAUGAAUUUGGACAGGCAUUGUUUGCAUGGAUCUAUGAAUUGGGCCUCUUCUCAUUCCACCCCAUCUUCUUGCCCCAUUUGUUACGAGGAGCUUGAUGUCACUGAUACUAGCUUUUUUCCUUGUGCAUGUGGAUUUCGACUGUGCCUGUUUUGCCACAAGAGGAUUCUUGAGGCAGAUGGGCGGUGCCCUGGGUGUCGGAAGCAUUAUGCUCCUCCUGCGAGCCCUGCAACGGCUCCAUUGCGGCUGCCCCGCUCUUGCAGCAUGCGCACUCGGGCUUAGUGGAGGGUUGGGUCCUUUUUAUUAUUAGAAAUCGGCUGUCCGUGUGUGUAAGAAUAUUGCUUUAGUUCUAUGUGAUGAAAAUGAUACUAGUAAGAGAAUUUCUAGUGAAAUUGUGAAUAUAGGGUUAGUAUUCAAGCAUUGGAUAACAUGAUCCAGGGUCUUUGUGAACUGGGUUCGUAUCUGUAUGUUGCAUGCAUAUGCUUCUGUAGAGAUUAUAGUGGGUUUGUGAAUUGAUGAUAAAAGGGGACGGACAUUUUUGCGAGAGUAAUGGCCUUUUUCUCAUAUGUUUUCCUAU
Messenger RNA from Amborella trichopoda, 1630 nucleotides. RefSeq lists its product as uncharacterized. Gene Ontology annotation, biological process: protein ubiquitination. Gene Ontology annotation, cellular component: CCR4-NOT complex. NCBI's taxonomy places the organism in Eukaryota, Viridiplantae, Streptophyta, Magnoliopsida, Amborellales, Amborellaceae. The record is from RefSeq and is a predicted model, not a curated record. Gene Ontology annotation, molecular function: ubiquitin-protein transferase activity.